AUGCAAGCUCUAACUCAGCUCAUUAACUUCCUUGUAGAAAUUGGCGUGCCAGUAGGAGGAGAGGCGGCUACUGAGGAGGCUGAAAUGGGGAACGCGCACAGAAAGUUUCACAGCAAAGGAGGUGGCAGUAAGGCGGAAGACAGAGACACACAGAAGCAGAAGGAAUCCACUGAGUGCGGAUUAAAAAAAGAGACAUCAGAGAAAAAAUCACAAAAGCAUUUAUCAGACCAUGAAGGUGAAGUUAAUGGCUAUUUACACAGUGAUCAAAAGAGUGAAAGCCCUGAAGCUGAGAGCUCCAAAUCGCACGGAGCUGAGUCUCAGUCGGGUGGUGGUGGCAGUUCUACUUCACUUCCUCCUACUGCAGCAAAACUAAAAAGUGAAGGAAACGAGUUAUUUAAGAGUGGACAGUUUGGAGAAGCUGUGCUCAAAUACUCAGAAGCAAUUGAGUAUGUCAUCGGUCUAGGAGGACAAAGUCCAGAUGAUUUAAGUAUCUUGUACUCCAACAGAGCAGCGUGUUACCUCAAAGAAGGCAACUGCAAUAACUGCAUUCAGGAUUGUAACAGAGCUCUGGAGCUUCAGCCAUUUUCCCUUAAGCCUCUUCUACGACGAGCAAUGGCAAAUGAGUCUAUGGAGCGGUAUCGACAGGCGUACAUUGAUUAUAAAACAGUCCUACAAAUAGACAGCAGCAUCCAAGCAGCAAAUGAUAGUGCUAAUAGAAUAACAAAGACUUUAAUAGAUCAGGAUGGUCCCAGUUGGAGGGAGAAACUGUCACCAAUUCCAGUUGUCCCAGUUGCUGCUCAGCUACACAGGUGGGAUGGAGGAAACUUUACUUCAGAGAAACAGCCAACAAGUACUACAGAUAUCAAUAGAGAAGAACAGUUGCAGAUGAAUCGUGAGAAAGCUGAGGAGAAGUUCAAGACAUUAAAAACUGCAGGGAAUGAUUUUGUAAAAAAGGGUAAAUACGAAGAAGCUGUGAAUAAAUACAGCGAAUGCAUGAAGUUAAAUACCGAGGAAUGUACGAUCUACACUAACAGAGCUCUCUGUUACUUGAAACUGUAUAAAUAUGAAGAGGCUAAGCAGGAUUGUGAUCAUGUUCUUCAGAUAGAAGAUUCUAAUAUUAAAGCUUUUUAUAGAAGAGCACUAGCGUACAAAGGAUUACAGAAUUAUCAAGCCAGUGUUGAUGAUUUCAACAGAGUACUUCUAAUAGAUCCAAAUGUUCUUGAAGCAAAAAAGGAACUAGAGGAGGUAACCCAACUGCUUAACGUUGACAGCAGUGCUGCAGCUGGCAGUCAGCAAAAGCAAAGGAAGAAAAUAACCAUACAAGAGGUGUCUGAAUGUGAUGACCAGGAAGAGAGACAGUUUGCUGCACCAGAAGGUGUUGUGACUGAUCAUGUUACUUCUAAGGAAGCAGUUCAAGAGAGUGUGCCACUGAAGACCUCUGAGAAACUGCGUAUUUCUGAACCAUCUAAUGCUUAUGACUUUGGUCAAAUUAUAAAUGCAGUGAAUACCAAUAAGGAUAAAGCUGCUUGUGCAGAUCUUUUAACGAUUAUUGAUCCAAAAAAAAUGCCAGUGCUGCUAAGUAAUAAACUUGAAGGAGAAAUCUUUCUGAUUUUUAUCCAGUCAUUGGAAUAUUACCUCGUUGGAAAAGAUCCUGGCCUUGUAUAUCAGCACCUUUUCUACUUGAGCAAGGCGGAAAGAUUUAGGGUGGUGCUGGCCCUUCUUAGCAAAAAUGAAAAAGAACAGGUUCAGCAACUGUUUAACUCACUCUCAGAAAACCAGAAUCAUCAGUACACUUUGGAAGAUCUUGAGAGCCUUAAAAAGGUUUAUGAACUUUAA
This is a messenger RNA of Balearica regulorum gibbericeps (East African grey crowned-crane), 1836 nucleotides long. The record is from RefSeq and is a predicted model, not a curated record. Lineage: Eukaryota; Metazoa; Chordata; Aves; Gruiformes; Gruidae.